Haliotis rufescens (red abalone) is the source of this 1398-nucleotide messenger RNA. RefSeq lists its product as uncharacterized. Bases 740 to 1342 code for a protein of 200 amino acids. NCBI's taxonomy places the organism in Eukaryota, Metazoa, Mollusca, Gastropoda, Lepetellida, Haliotidae. The record is from RefSeq and is a predicted model, not a curated record. The transcript has 7 exons.
CCCCGUGACCUACAUUCCAGGGGAACGGCCAAUACAGGCAUGACGGGGUUUAUCUUCUGUUCCGCUUUGAUUUAAAGCAGCUCGUCUGACACUGAUGAAAUGGAGCAUGUCUGGCGGAAGUAGCAGAUGCACAGAAGUGGUGAAGAGGCAGGCGACUAAGUGCGGAUGUUCCUAUCAUUCAUACGCGGUGAAGGGACCCAAAUCUCCGGGUUAAUCUUACACGCCAAGUAGAAUUAAAUUUACCACUUUUAAAAGAGCGGAGGAAUGGUUUUGUCAGUUCAAAUAAUGACUCCACUUUACGUAGCUUGUUAGACUUCGUAAGUUUCUGAUACAGGAGAGGGUCUAUAUUAAGCUUAACGUUAACUGCAAUGAAUGAGGAUGAUCAUGAUGUCGUGAGGCGGCUCCUGGUCUGACCAUGUACGAAGUAACCGCCUCUGGACGCGAUACCUGAAGAGCGCAUCGGACAUACACUGUACAACAGAGGAUAACCACUCAAAUAAGACGUUCCGAACUCUAAUCGACCGCCUCCGCGGUGUAGUGAUAUAACGUCCGCCCGGAGAGCGGAAAAAGACGUUACAGAUGGUAGUUGAUCUUACCCUGCCUGGCGCUCGGCAUUAAAGGACUAAAACAAGGACUGGUCGGCUCUGAGUCAGUAUACUGUGUCUGAGUGGGGUAUUCAUGCUAAACUGUAUAUUGAAACAUCUUCGUUUCUUUCUCCACAGAGACGUUGCUGAGGGUGAUGCUGCUGCAACUGCUGCUGGUGUUACAAACUGUUUUCGGCCUGACCAACAGUGUAGAGCUACGGUGGUGGAGAUACCAGCGCAUACAAAAGAAAAACAGAACUUACGACGAUUGUAACGUGGAGGCGAAGGCGUUUCGUCACGGGCAGGUGUUCGUGUUGGAAAGGACGGGGCCAUGCGUAAAAUACAGAUGCCAGUAUGGCGGCUACAAAGUCAUCAACCACGGUUCUCAGUGCCGGGAGGGACGACGAUGCUGGGACCUUCACUCCUACAGAACCAGUGUGUGUACACUAGAACAGUGCCUGGAGAUUGAUGGCCGGGUCAGGUUCGUCGUUGUUGGUGAAGGCUGUCAGUUUGAGAGGAAGUGCUACAAGGUAGGCACCACCUGGAUACACAACUGCUACCUGUAUAUCUGCAGAAAGGAGGACAUGCACAUGGGCGUGGUCUUCAAGUCCGUGCUGCUCGGGGGACGUUGCCGGGACGUUUACGGCGACUGCCAUGACGCCGGGACGUUCUUUCACUACAGGAUGGGCCGAACCCUCUACCGCUUCUGUUCCUGCAAGGUCAGGGGAGGUAAUAUCCAGUACGACUGUUUACCCUGAUCCGCUGUGUUGUACUGUUCUAUACACUGUUGUUGUUAUUAAAUAUUUAUUCGUUA